ACACGUCCUUACGUGCGAACUUCACCUUGGUCAAUUACGACCUCCAUUCAUCCUUCGUCCCAUCAAAAUACAGAUUUUAUCAUCAUUUUCAACGAUUAUUACCGAAAAACAUACUUAAAACCCUUUCAGUAGGCCUACAAGUGUAUUGUUUUAGUAUCUAAGUGUAAAACUGUGGUAUAAAUAUUGAAAAUGGCGUUGAAAUCGUCGCCGGUUGUGUUCGGUUUGCUGGCUCGGCUGUCUCGCCGUAGUUUUUCGACUUCCAAGGCUUUAGCGGCGAAGCCUGUGACUGUCCGUGAUGCCCUGAACCAGGCAAUCGACGAAGAGAUGGAAAAGGACGAGAGGGUGUUUGUUUUGGGCGAAGAAGUGGCUCAAUACGACGGGGCUUACAAAGUCACAAGGGGUCUAUGGAAGAAGUAUGGUGACAAGAGAGUGAUUGACACUCCUAUCACAGAGGCUGGCUUUGCAGGCAUUGCCGUGGGCGCUGCAUUCGCCGGCCUCAGGCCCAUCUGCGAGUUCAUGACUUUCAACUUUUCUAUGCAGGCCAUAGAUCAUGUGAUAAACUCAGCGGCCAAGACGUACUACAUGUCGGCGGGACAAGUUCCUGUCCCGAUUGUGUUCCGCGGGCCCAACGGCGCCGCCGCCGGCGUGGCCGCGCAGCACUCGCAGUGCUUCGGCGCCUGGUACAGCCACUGUCCCGGGCUUAAAGUGCUCAUGCCCUACUCCUCGGAAGACGCUAAAGGUCUAAUGAAAGCAGCCAUCAGGGAAAACGACCCCGUGGUGGUGUUAGAAGAUGAGAUUCUGUACGGCAUUCCAUUCCCCAUGUCUGACGAGGCUCUGUCGUCCGACUUCGUGCUGCCCAUCGGCAAAGCGAAGAUCGAGCGGGAAGGCAAGCAUAUUACAGUCGUGUGCGCCGGACGCGCCACCGACACCGCGCUACAAGCCGCAAACGAACUCGCGGGGAAAGGCAUCGAAUGCGAGGUGAUCAACCUGCGGUCGCUGCGGCCGCUGGACUUCGACACCAUCGCGCGUUCCAUCGCCAAGACGCACCACCUCGUCACCGUCGAGCAGGGCUGGCCGCAGUCUGGCAUCGGCGCGGAGAUCUGUGCGCGCGUGAUGGAGUCGUCUGCCUUCUUCGAGCUCGACGCGCCCGUGUGGCGCGUGACUGGAGCCGACGUGCCCAUGCCCUACGCGCGCUCGCUCGAAGCGCUCGCUCUACCGCGGCCUGCCGACGUCACCGCCGCCGCCGCCGCCGUGCUCAGCAACAAAAUAAGCGAAGCAGCCAGUCAGUAGUGAAGGAGAAUCUCUAGCCAAUACAAGCGCAAAGUUAUCAUGUGCACACUAUACAUAGAACAGUAGGCCCGCUUCCAUCAUAAAGUGCGUGACAACUUAGGCUGGGUUGCAUCAUCUUAAUUUUAACAAGCGUCAAAAUCUGUCAAACUACAUACAUAAACCACCGGUUACUUAUCAUUAAAGUUGCGGUUAAAGUUAAGUGGUCCAACUCAACCUUUUAGAAGUGCUGGUGAAACCUAGCUUGUACGUCGCAGCUGUCGCGUAUUUUAUGUAAUCUAGCACAUCGAACAAAAUAUACCUGUAUCAUCUCAGGUUUCCUACACACAACACUGCCUCAAAAGUAAAUAAUAUUCUGCCUACUUCUGUAUAAAAAUAUUCUAAAAAUCAUCAUUCACUAAAGUAACCACGAAACCGUCCUCCCUUCUACUUUUUUCCGCUUGAAUGUGUGUAAAUACGUCAUGACUGUGUUUACGAGCACAUGCAAUUAUCAUUUUGAUUUUAGAAUGAAAGAAUCUACUAGAGGGGUUAACGAAUCAUGGUUACUCAAACGAGCGGGCCUUCAACGUUUUUCUAUGUUGUGUAAACUUAAGACAUUGUAAAUAUUUCCAUUUACCGCGUGUCUGAACCGUGGGGGGCAAGAGACAUGGUAAUAUCUUGGUUUGGUAAAAUUCCACUCAAAAGCCGACUUAAGAGUUAUAAUAUCAAAGUUCAGAUUUGCUUGUAAAUAAUAAAUCAACUUGAAACACACCUCGUCUGCUUCUUUGAAAAAUCAGAUUUUGAUUUUUUUUUUACUUAUUUAGAUAGUUAAGUUCUUGAGGAGAAUAAAUAGCAAAAGAAUUACUAUAACAUGCCAUGUUAUUAAGUUUUUAUUCUGUUUUAUAAUAUUUGAUUAUUUAUUUUUAUACCAUUUGAGUGGACUUUUAUAAAGGCAUUAUCAUAUCGCUUGUGCGCGGUGCUUAAAUGUGAUGUUAUAUUUGAAGCAAUCGUACAUUAUCUGUGCGCUGUUAGAUUAUUAU
Messenger RNA from Ostrinia furnacalis (Asian corn borer), 2306 nucleotides. It is a transcript of the gene Pdhb, whose product is annotated as Pyruvate dehydrogenase E1 beta subunit. Gene Ontology annotation, molecular function: pyruvate dehydrogenase (acetyl-transferring) activity. The record is from RefSeq and is a predicted model, not a curated record. The coding region runs from base 190 to 1290 and encodes 366 amino acids. Gene Ontology annotation, biological process: pyruvate decarboxylation to acetyl-CoA. Lineage: Eukaryota; Metazoa; Arthropoda; Insecta; Lepidoptera; Crambidae. The transcript is spliced from 9 exons. Gene Ontology annotation, cellular component: pyruvate dehydrogenase complex.